Molecule: messenger RNA, 2135 nt
Organism: Dermacentor albipictus
Lineage: Eukaryota; Metazoa; Arthropoda; Arachnida; Ixodida; Ixodidae
Product: F-box/WD repeat-containing protein 9-like
Molecular function (GO): protein binding
Source: RefSeq, a predicted model, not a curated record
GUCGGUAGCCUGCGAAUUUUUGUUUUGGUUUGGUCGCGCUUUGGGGAUUUCUCGCUGCAAACAGCUGAUGUGAUGCAUUCCCGCUGCUGCCUUUCCUCUUCUCCAAAUAUGUGAUACGGUUGCUAGGCGUCCCUGUGCACAUAAUUUGCAGGAUCAAGUUGGCGCCUCCCAGGGAGGUGGGCUCCAGAAAGCAUGGCCGUGCCGGAGACGGAGGCGUCGUCGCUCGAGGCACUGCCAAACGAAAUUCUCUUCAAGAUAUUUUCUCUACUCGAUGCCCAGUUCAUUGACCAAGUUAUCGGAAAGCUGUGCACUCGCUUUGCGCUGGUGCUCAGUGAUCCCAGCUUCUGGCAAGCGAAGCUGGUCAAUACGUGGCCCAAGCCGUACCCCUUACCAGCAGAUGAAAACUUCGACUGGAAAGAAGCAUGUGUUCAAAGGGAGCGGCACUUAAACCAGUGGACCAACUGGGAGGAUGAGAUGAAAUCCAUUCGUAUUGCUGAUGCACACAUAGGGAUGAUACAUUCAGUCCUGUUGAUGAAUGAUGGCUCAUUGUGUGUCACUGGGUCUCGUGAUCGAGAUCUAAAAGUUUGGGAUGUCAGGGACCAGGACAGAGCUGCAGAAGGGGAAGACCUUCUCCUGCAUUCAGCCCCUGAUGCGCAUGAGGGUUGGAUUUGGGCCCUGCACUGUGUAGGCAACAAGCUGCUCACCAGCUCUUUCGACAGCACACUCAAGUUGUGGGAUGUUGAGUGUGGACUCCGCGAACUCAAAUGCUUCACUGUCAAGGCACCAGUGAUGACGAUCUGUAGCUCUGGCGGGGAAUUCGUCCUCGGCAGCUCCGAUGGCGUCAUGUACCGGUACGACUUCCGGGAGUCAAGAGAGCCAUUGCCGUAUUGUGCUACCCGGGGCGGCGUAAUCACCUGCAUGGCUGCAGAUGACAAAACCAUCUUGGCAGGCACCAAUGCAGCACGACUGUACACCAUUGAUCGUCGUGUGAGCCAGUUCAGGCCGGAGUUGGCCAUGCGUUUCAAGCAAAGCUCCGUGACUGCCCUGUCUUUUGACUCGCGCCAGCUAUGGAUGGGAAUGGGGGAUGGGACCAUUUAUACAGUCGACAUGACAUCCAGUCCCCCCAAGAUUAUCCAGACUGUGGACGUGCCUCCAGCAGAACCACGUGGCAUGGUGUCCAGCAUCCAACACACCUUGGGCAGUGUGCUGGUGUCGUUUGUCAACAGGCCCAUGGUUGCCUUGGAGCCAACGCUCGAGCCAGCCGUGAUUUCCUGGGGCCCCGAACAGCAGCAAGUGACUCGUUUCCACUUUGAUGGCAGAACGCUGGCAACAGUGGGUUCCGAAGUUCUCGAGGUUUGGCAUCCAAAGUGCAAGACUGGAAUUGUGUGACCAAAAAUGAACUGUGCGCUGUGAUAACAAUAUGCAGCUUUUGUUGCGGCACAUUGCAAGCACCCCGUGGCAUGAAGUUAAUGAAAUUGCAGGUGCAAUAGUUGUGGAAGUGCCAGUAAAUUAUGAUCUGACACAUGCCCUGUUGUACUGACACGCUUAAAUUUCGGGUGAUUCAAUUAAUUUUUCAUUUACAAUUUGUCCUAAAAUUUUAUUGCUUCAAAGGCUGGAGCAUAUUUCUGUUCAGGUGAAACUUUGAUGUCAGUGUUGUUUUUCCAAUAAUGGCUUGUGCUUAAGCUAGCCUGAACGUUAUUUCGAUAGCGAAGCAAUAGCAAUAAUGAGGGUGGCUUGUUUUGCAAAACAAGGGCCAAAAAGAUGCCGUUGCUAAUGUAAUAUUUUUGUAUAGCAGUAAUACGAGCCUUUCAUGUUUGAGCAAUGCAAAGUUGUGCCUUGUGCAUGGGCCUUGUCGCAUUUAGUGUGUAAUAUUUAGUAGCUUAUGUCUGGCUCAUCUGUCGAGGCAUUUAAUGAAUGCAGACACUCCUUUGCUGUUGUCAAGAGUGUCCAACCCAUUAUGAUAAAGGGUAUAUACUUUUGACUUGUAACACAUAUAUAAUCACUUGUAAUUAUAUUUUAAUUACAAGAGACUAACUUAUUUGAUAUUCAUAUCUCUGUGUGCAUCUUCCUUAUGAAAUAAGCGUGAGACUCAUGUUGACAUUUGUAUAUUUAUAAUUAAAAAGUAUUUUCGGCGA